UUUCUUAUUUCAAAAUAAAAAUAUUUGGUUAGCAGAUUCCAAAAUCUAAAACAAAAUAUUUAUUUUUUAAUGAUGAUAAUAAAUUAGUUGCUGGAAAAUACCUCUAGGCUUUAGGGGUAGUCUCUAUGUAGCACUAGAGUAUAAAUUUACGAGUGAAAGCUGGUCCUUAGCAGUUUUAUUUUUAUUUCGAAGUAUUUAAUAGUUAGUAAACAUGAGUCGUGUGAGUCAAGCUCAGAUGAAGAAGCUGCUGGACCUGCUGAGUGAGGAUGGGGUCCUGGUGGACGGCAGGGUCAUGUACACAAACACCAACAAGCAGAACUUCUGGAAGCGAAUCGCGAUGCAGCUGAACGCCGUCGAGGGUGGAGUUUAUAAGAACACUUGGAAGUGGUGUAAAAUGUGGGCCGAUUGGAAGAACAAGACAAAGAAGAAAGCCAAUAUAUUGCUCUGCAGAAAGACUUAUGGCAUGGAACAACCCACACCUACAUUGACUGAUUUAGAACUUAGACUCCUAAAGAUGAUCAACUACCCCAUUGCUGAUAAGGAAGAUGCCAUGACUUUGGAAAUGGUAGUAAGUAAAGAAGAGGUAGCAGAGCCCGUGGAUGAAUUUCAGGCUCAAUUCUUAAACCAUGAGUAUGGGGAUGAAGGAAAAACAUCAUCAGAUGAGGAUGAAGAAAAGGAGGAAUUAGGCUGCUAUGAUCCAGUUGAAAGUAAAUUCUGUGAUGUAGAUGAUAUUAUGCAAGAUGAAAAAUUAGAAGAAGAAAACCAAGAGGAAGAGUCUUCAGAUUCCCAAAAAGUUAAUUUAAUAGUUUCAGAAAAAGUAUACAAAAAAAGAAAAGUCUCUUUAGAAGAAUAUAAAGUUAGAACAACAUUAAAAAUUGAAAAGGAAAGAGUGCAGCAGAAGAGUGAAGAAUUAAGGCUGAGAGCAAUAGAAUUAAAAUUAAAAGGAGAAGAAUUAAGACUGAAAGAGAUUGAGAUGACCAAAAUUAACUAUAUGACAACCAUUGAAGAGGAGAAACUCAAGUGCUUUAGAGAUAUCUCAUCAUCCUUAAGAGAAUUAACGGAAAGAACCAGACACAGCAACUCACGCUACCACAAUGUUAUUUAGUUAUUGUCAGAAACAAAAAAAAAAUGUUGUAAAAAAUACUAAAUAUUGUAAUAUGAAUUAUAUUUUCUAGUAAUGAAAA
Molecule: messenger RNA, 1184 nt
Organism: Helicoverpa zea (corn earworm)
Lineage: Eukaryota; Metazoa; Arthropoda; Insecta; Lepidoptera; Noctuidae
Exons: 6
Coding region: 212-1105 (297 amino acids)
Source: RefSeq, a predicted model, not a curated record